This is a messenger RNA of Rhea pennata, 9094 nucleotides long. RefSeq names its product unc-5 netrin receptor D (gene UNC5D). Gene Ontology annotation, biological process: netrin-activated signaling pathway; axon guidance. Gene Ontology annotation, cellular component: membrane. The coding region runs from base 119 to 2950 and encodes 943 amino acids. The transcript has 16 exons. Lineage: Eukaryota; Metazoa; Chordata; Aves; Rheiformes; Rheidae. The record is from RefSeq and is a predicted model, not a curated record. Gene Ontology annotation, molecular function: netrin receptor activity; protein binding.
AAAAAAAAGAGGAGAUUUCCCCGGCUUGGACUGCGGUCCGGAGCGUUCGAAAGGAGAUUUACAUCCCCUUCUGCUUCCCCCAGCCGGAGGGGAGAGGACCGGGAGUUGUGGGGACAGCAUGGGCGAAGGGGCUGGAGGGAGAAGCUGCGUCCUGCGCCAGAGGCGGCGGCUGCUGCUUCUGCUGUUGCUGCUGGGGCUCUGCAGCUGGACAGCUGCCCUCCGAGGAAAUGAUAAUGGUGAAGCCCUUCCAGAGUCUAUCCCAUCUGCUCCUGGAACACUGCCUCAUUUUAUGGAGGAACCAGAUGAUGCCUACAUUAUAAAAAGCAACCCCAUUGUCUUACGUUGCAAAGCUAUGCCAGCUAUGCAGAUUUUCUUCAAGUGUAAUGGUGAAUGGGUCCAUCAAAACGAGCAUGUGUCUGAGGAAAGCAUGGAUGAGACUACAGGCUUAAAAGUUCGAGAGGUGUUCAUCAACGUGACAAGACAGCAGGUGGAAGAUUUUCAUGGACCAGAAGAUUACUGGUGUCAGUGUGUUGCUUGGAGCCAUCUAGGGACCUCAAAGAGUAGGAAGGCAUCUGUCCGUAUAGCUUAUUUGCGGAAAAACUUUGAGCAAGAUCCACAAGGGAAGGAGGUUCCUAUCGAAGGGAUGAUUGUUCUCCACUGUCGGCCACCUGAGGGAGUUCCUGCAGCUGAGGUGGAAUGGCUAAAGAAUGAGGAGCCCAUUGAUUCGAACCUGGAUGAGAACAUUGACACCAGAGCUGACCACAACCUCAUCAUUCGUCAGGCCCGUCUGUCUGACUCUGGGAACUAUACCUGCAUGGCUGCUAACAUUGUUGCCAAGAGAAGGAGCAUGUCUGCAACAGUUGUGGUAUAUGUAAAUGGAGGCUGGUCAUCAUGGACUGAGUGGUCAAACUGUAAUGCACGGUGUGGUCGAGGCUGGCAGAAGCGAUCGCGAACCUGUACCAACCCUGCACCGCUCAACGGAGGUGCUUUUUGCGAAGGAAUGUCAGUUCAGAAAAUUACCUGCACUUCACUUUGUCCUGUGGAUGGAAACUGGGAGGUGUGGAGUGAAUGGUCUGUUUGCAGCCCUGAAUGUGAGCACUUGAGAGUUCGAGAAUGUGUUGCUCCACCUCCAAGAAACGGAGGAAAAUACUGUGAGGGUUUGAGUCAAGAGUCAGAGAACUGCACUGAAGGGCUUUGCAUUCAAGAUAUUGAGAAUGCCAGUGACAUUGCCUUAUACUCUGGCCUGGGAGCAGCAGUCAUUGCUGUAGCUGUGCUGGUGGUUGGUGUUACCCUUUACAGACGCAGUCAGAGUGAGUACGGCGUGGAUGUGAUUGAUUCGUCUGCACUGACAGGAGGCUUCCAGACAUUUAAUUUUAAAACAGUCAGACAAGGUAACUCCCUGCUUUUGAACUCAGCCAUGCAGCCUGACUUGACAGUGAGCAGAACUUACAGUGGACCAAUCUGCCUGCAGGAUCCCAUGGACAAGGAGCUAAUGACUGAGUCUUCACUGUUUAACCCAUUGUCAGACAUCAAAGUCAAAGUUCAGAGUUCGUUCAUGGUUUCCCUAGGGGUGACAGAGAAGGCUGAAUAUCAUGGAAAGACACAUUCUGGAACCUUUCCUCAUGGGAAUAACAGGGCCUUUGGCACAAUACAUGCUAGAAACAAGGCUACAUAUGUUCAGAACCUUUCUUCUAUUUCAACAAAAAGUGAGCUCAAGACAACUGGUAUUUUUGGACACUUGGGUGGUCGUUUAGUGAUUCCAAACACAGGAGUCAGUUUAUUGAUACCACAUGGAGCUAUUCCUGAAGAGAGUUCAUGGGAAGUCUAUCUUGCCAUCACUCAGAGGGAAUCCAGCCUACAGCCAGAUGGCACAGAUGUUCUUCUAGGUCCAGAAGUAAGUUGUGGUCCCUCGGAUGUGUCUGUCAGCACUCCAUUUGCCUUGACUAUACCACACUGCGCAGAAUUAAAUUCAGAGCACUGGAAUAUUCACUUGAAAAAAAGAACUCAACAAGGAAAAUGGGAGGAAGUGAUGUCUGUGGAAGAGGAAACUACUACUUGCUACUGCCUGUUGGAUCCUUAUGCCUGUCACAUUCUCUUAAACAGCUUUGGAACUUAUGCUCUUAUUGGAGAGCCCAUCUCUGACUGUGCCGUUCGACAGCUGAAAGUAGCGGUUUUUGGAUGCAUGUCUUGCAAUUCUCUGGAUUACAAUCUGAGAGUAUACUGUAUGGAUAAUACACCUUGUGCAUUUCAGGAAGUGGUUUUAGAUGAAAAGCUCCAAGGGGGACAAUUACUGGAAGAGCCAAAACUUUUGCAUUUCAAAGGGAAUACCUUCAGUCUUCAGAUAUCUGUCCUUGAUAUCCCUCCUUUCCUCUGGAGAAUUAAACCAUUUACUGCAUGUCAGGAAGUCCCAUUCUCUCGAGUGUGGUGCAGUAACCAGCAGCCACUGCACUGUGCCUUUUCACUGGAGCGCUAUACUCCAGCAACUACGCAGCUGUCCUGCAAGAUCUGCGUCCGACAAGUCAAAGGUCAUGAGCAAAUUCUACAGAUCCAAACAUCCGUUCUGGAGAACGAAAGGGAAAACAUCACUCUCUUUGCCCAUGAUGAUGGCAACUUCCCUGCACAGAUGGGCCCAAAAGCCUUCAAAAUCCCCUACUCUAUCAGACAAAGAAUAUGUGCAACAUUUGACACACCCAGUGCCAAAGGCAAAGACUGGCAGAUGUUAGCACAAAAAAACAGCAUUAACAGGAAUCUCUCUUAUUUUGCUACACAAAGCAGUCCAUCUGCUGUCAUUUUGGAUCUCUGGGAAGCCCGACAUCAGCAUGAUGGUGACCUUGACUCCCUAGCGUGUGCUCUGGAAGAAAUAGGAAGGACAAACUCCAAAAUCUCAAACGUAACAGAAACUGAGAUUGAGGAGCCUGACUUCAACUACAGUAGACAAAAUGGACUUUAGUCAUCUCUUCUCCAUUCAAUAACCGAUGGCCAGCUUUGACUUUUACACUAGAGAAUCUCUUUGGCAGGGAGGAAAUAAGGGUUUGUGCACGUUGUGUAUAAGGAAAUGGACAUUGAUUUCCACAAUGUAGUUUUCAUUUGGAGGAGCAGAAGUCCCAUUUCAAAUCAUCUCACUAAUGAGGAAAAUUUAAGCUUCUCCCAGUCCCACAGCGCGCUCUCAUAUUAAAUUUUAAAUAUUUUUCAGUGUCGAAAACGAAACUACACACCUACCAUUCCCAGGGGUAGGAAGAGGUGAGCUAACUAGAGCUAUGAAAGGUAAGCACUAUGAUAUAAUGUGUUUAGGAAACAGCAAUGCCAAUGAGAAUAAAAAAUGCCUGGUGAUAAUCAGUGAAUAUGAUAUUGAAUAUUUAAAGCCAUGAGAAGUUACUUCUAGUUUAAAGGUAUGUCUUGGUGGAACCUUGAGUCCCUUUUGUCUUGCAUCUCUAACUUAGCACGCUUCAAGAGUGGAUUUAAAAUGCCUUUUGAUAGCAUCAUGGAGUCACUUUGUAUUUGCUGUAAUCUAACUGCAGGAUGGUUGAAAAUCAGGCAUUAUCCUGUUCAGACAUUUGAGGAAGCAGAAGAUCUCGUAACUAUUUAAUUGUCAUCCAAACAAUUCACUUUAAAAAUUCAAUCACUUAAUGAAUGUACCUUUAUUGCAGUUUUCCUGGCCAUUCUGUUAACUAAGUAAUCCAGCAAAAUCUUAAUCUGCAUGUGCACGCAGAUGUGCACAACAUGCAAAAUUUUAUAAAGUUCUCAGUUUGCAGACUUAGUCAAAAAAUUAUUGUUUGGGUCAGAGUAGGGAGAAGGGGGUUUAAACAACCAAACGAAACACAGGAAAUUGCCAGCCCUAUUUUAGCAAUUUGCACUUUUUGUAUUACUCCAUAUUUGGGGACUAAAUUAAAAUGUGACGGUGAAUUCAAUCAGCACAUCUUAAUUUUGGUUUGAUUACAGAAAGAAACAAUAAACCCCAUGUGGUACUCCCCAGAAUUGGCUAGAGUUCGUUCUAGAAUUUGCCAGUUUAGCAUAAUUUUCACAGUUUUAACAGAAUUUAAUAAAGCUAGCUGCGAUGUACUUGGUUUAGUCACAAAGAUUUUGUAUUUAUCACCAAAACCAGGAUUUAACUCGAGAAUUCUCCUCACUUUUCAUCCAUCUCAUACAAGAAUAAUUUGUUACUUCAAAAGAACCAAAAAAAAAGCUGUCACUGUGAGAGUGUCCUAGUGAAACUGGUACUAACCAGAUUUAACCAGUAUUUUUGCUCAUAUAAUAUAUUCUUCAAAUUAGUUGAGGUGCUUGUUAGCUCUGGCUAUAGGCUAUCAGCUUUCAUGGUGUAAACACAAUCAGUAUAAAGCAGGAAUAUGAACAGGAUUUAAGAGCUUUAUGGAAAUGCAUUUUUUUUUUUUAACACUCAGAUUUGGUUGAGAGGAGCAUGACAAUCCAUAGGGCACCUACUCAGCAUGCACCUCCAUAAUUAUCUAAAACUAUUUUUCCACCCAAGAUUCCAUUUCUGAAAGUACAAUUAACAACUCUUGAUGCCAGACUUUGCUUGUUCUCACUGAUCUGAAAUUGGAACCUCUAUUGCUUUUCCAGCUCAGCAGUCUGGAAUAGAUUCUUCAACUUGCUUAGACUCCCCCAAACAUUUUUUUGUAUGUUAGUAUUUCAUGCCACCUGACAUGAGAUUUCCUGUUUGCAAGGGGAAAUAGUAACGGCUGCAAACAUAUUAAGACCAAGACAAAAAUAGCAGCCUAUUCGACAGCAAGCUGUCACUUUUAUCAGCAGCACAUGGUUAUUUUUAUUUGAUUUUUAUUUCUAGUGACUUCCAUUCCUCCUCCUCCAAAACCUGUUCUGCAUUGGACAAAAUGUCAUGAAUUAAAAAAAUGAAAAAUAGGCAAUGGCAUCCACAGCAGAGCGCUGCACAGUUUUAGUGAGAUGCCGUUGUCUGGGAAACCUGCUACAGUCACUCUGCAACAGUUAUUUUUUUUAGCUUCUUCUCAAAUGCAGUUUUAAUUUGGUUGUUGCUUUUUCAAACUAGCUUAGGUUAGUUACCACAAUAAAGAUACCUAAAUAUAUGAUACAGGUUCUGUAACUUGAAAAUGUCACAGGAUUUUCCCCUCUUGUUUUCCAAAUAUACUUGAGCCAAACACAGUAUAUGGGGUUGAAAACAGUUGCUAUGUAGAGUUCACACCUUAAAGCCUUUUCUCAGGAAAUGCACAGUGUUUACUUCAAAGACUCUGGUCUGCUGUGAAAAAUCUCUGUACAGUGACACCCAGCUCUUCUUACCAAAUGCUCUGUAAAGCCUAGAGAGAAACUAAAAGCUGUCUAGACUGACCUCCUCAAAAGUGCAUCUGAAAAGGCCUUCAGACUGAAGGGAUCCGGGAUGUAUACCAAUAUCCAGGUUAGAUCCAAAAUCUGCUGAAAUCCGGUCUCUGAGUUAAGGUAAUUAAAUAGCUGUCAAAUAGCUAAUGAAUAGCUGUUGAAAGUUAGUUUCUUGCAGUGACCAGUUCUGUCAGUCAAAAGGAAACUGCUCAGUGUUGGGCCUGAGGUAAGAUUUUUAUGUUACCUUGCUCAGUGGUGUGUUGUGGUUUUCCCUUUAGAUUUUGUUUCCUCUUUUUGUUCAGUUUUGCUAAAGCAGCUUCUUUGUACAUUUUUUGUGAAUUUGAAUGAACUUAGUUAUGAUUUUUUUCUUACCUAUUACAGUUUUGAUGCCCUUGGAGACUGGAAUUGCCACAUAGUAAGACUUACUUACCUUUCCACCUUUAUAAAGGGGCUGAAAUGCUAACCAGAUUUCUAGCCCUAAAGCUUGUCUAGUUGUACAUCUGAGUCUUGUAACUGUCAAACGAGGUCAGAUGAAAUGUUAGCCCUCUACAGUUUAUCUCUUAAUAGUGACCAGUACUGAAAGGUUAGGAAAACAGUGUAUGAAGUGAGGCCUGCAAUAAUGGAUUUCCUCAGCAGGGGUUUGCAUCCAUACAGCUGUGUUUAAUAACCACUGAUUCUACUAUCCCUCAAGAUUUUGACUAAUUCCUUUAGAACCAAUUAAUAAAAUAUCCAGGGGAAACAAGCCCACAGUUUCCUUUUUCCUUUGUUUAAACAGCCCUCGCCCCUUCCCUCAGAUUUCCUUUUGUUUAAAAUCUGCUGCCUGAUAAUUUCACUGGGUUCCCCUACCUCUAUAAUGUAAGGAGUACUGAGUAACUAACAAAGUCACCUUUUCCACAUUAUUCAUUAUUUCAGACUUGUCUUGCAUGUUAUUUCCCCUCAUCUUGUUUUUUAGGCUGAAGAGCCUGUGUCUAUUCUGUCUCUCUGAACAUCCUUGUUGUUAUUCUCUAUAUCUUCUCUAGUUCUUCUUUAUCUUUUUGGAGAUGGAGUGACCAAUGACCUGUCUGUUUUGCAGCAGCAAAUAGGCUAAAUCGCUCAAUUCAUCCAGUCCUUAAAUUUGUCACAGUUCCAAAUUCAGUACCAAGCAUCACAAAGGAUGAGGAUCUUUCUAUAGCAUAUAUAGCCUGUAGCUAUGAGAAAUGCCUGUGAGACAGUGUAGGACCCUCCCUGAGAAUGCAGAAACUGACUUAUUCUGCUAAUUCAAUUAUGCAAACUAAUACAUCAUCAGGAGUGGAUUCAGCUGCUUGAACAUGCACAAAAUAAAACACCUGUGAGGAAAACCAGUGUAGCUUAAAGAUAAGACUGAAAAGUGACAGAGUUCAAAAUCAGAAAAUAUUACCACAAAAAGGAAAAAUGUAUUCUUCAUGACAGAAGGAAGUAAUGGGACAACAAGAACUUAAGUAAGUUGGACUUCUGAGUGGGGAAAAAAGCUAAAAACUUCUAUGUAGUUUUCCUCUACUCAUGGGAGAGAGUUGCAUCUACUGAUUACCUGAUAUAUUUGGUACAGAUAUGCCUGUUUUCUGAUGCUCUUUCUGCUGUUUUAUGUUACCAUCAUGGCAUGAUGAUAAUACUUAACACUUUUACUCAUAAAGGCUAAUAUCAGUUCUCCUCCCCUUUUAUGUACUGUCCCAGUUUUAGAGAUGGAGAAGUUAAAAAGGUUUUUUUUUUUUGAAAGUGUUUCAUGUAAAUGAAGCAGCCACAAAUGGAUUUUGGGCUACCACUAACAAAGAGCCGUACAAUGUAAGUAAAAUGUUAAAUGGUUCCCCCUCUAUUCCACAGUAGGAAGCAGCUGAUUUUUGACAGCAUUUUUUCCACAAAGUCUGUGGUAAGGAUGCUUUGCAACAUAAUGUUCUCUCAGAAUGGUAAAUCAGAACUUUAUGCAAAUACUCUAUAAAUAGCUAUGUCAAAAAUGAUUAGCACUCCUAAAAUUCUAGAAGCACAUUUUUAACAUCUGUUAUGUGCAGAUUAUUUUGAAAAUCUGGACCUACAUGAUUUGAUCCAAAACACAGAUGUUAGUCAGCAUCUGAACCAGGAUUAGUCACCAGAAAUUCAAAAUUUAUUGCCUUCCUCUAUUUUAUAAAUUACGACUUUGGAAAAUAAUUAAAAAAAAUACUCUUUGCACACAGAAAAGUAAAAGGAAUAGAAAUCCUACAUUGCAUACUUAACACUCUAUCUGGCUUUCCAUGAGUCUGAUACAGCAAAACAACCAUGUUGAUUUUACAUAACCUAAGAAUCUGCUUAAAUAUAUUUUCAUCUUCCUAAGCAUUUUUUCUGUAUAUUUCUGUGCUGUGAGUCACUUAAGACUAACAGUUGUGUUUUAAAAAUGACAUACAAUUUUGUCACCAAAAUGGUGCGCUUCACAGCUUCAGCAGACUGCAGCAUCAUAAAGUUAAUCUACAGUUUUUACAACAUUGCUUUUGCAAUCUUAGUGGUUUACAUUACAAUCCUUUAAGCCUCAUGGAAAGAAAGCCUUCUCUGUAAAUUUAAAUGCAAACUUCCAUUUACCAGUGCAUGUCCUAUAAAGCCCUAUAUACUCCCACAAAUAUUUUACUGGGCUUUUUGUAGCAGAUGAAAAGGUACAGACACAAUUCUCUUAAAAGACAGAGAGCUAUUACUAUUAUUACUGAUUUUAUUAUUGUUUUUAUCUCUGGCAACAGCUGGUCUCCUCUAUGGCCUGUGCACAGUUUGCUGUGAAGUUGGGAGAGACAAGGAUCUUGUUGAGGACUAUAGGUAUUGGCAUCAUACAAGAAGUCCGUUCAUAUUUUUUCCCUUGAAAGACAGUGCUGUAUGGGAGUUUUAAACAUUCAGUAGUUGUUCAAUUCCAGAUAGUAUUUCCCACUAUGAAAAUAAUAGCUUUAUAUAAGCUAAAACAAGUAAGAAAUGGUUGUGGAUUUCUGUUCUUGAUUUGAGAGUUUUCAGUCUUUCUGCCUACAAAAUACACUUUCAAGCAAAGAACUGCCAUAAGUCUUGGAUAGUAAUUAACUGACUGAAAAAAGGCAGUUACUUCAAAGUCCUCAACAACUGUGAAUGAUCUGAAAAUCUUUCUUUCUAGCUUUUGUUUUACUAAUUUGAAUUGUUUACACAGUAGUGGAAGUGGUCACAUUAUUCACUGAGAACCUUUUUCAUAUUAAACCUGCUGAAGAGAGUUUUCUAUGAAUUGUUCAUUCCUAGGGUAUGUUUUCUACAAAAUUACUCCCCCGACAUUAUUCCUGCUGAAGGAGAGGUUAUAUGAUUUUCUGCAGCAGCAUGUCAAAUGGCAUAUGUGCCCUUUUCUUUGAUAGACAAUCAUUAUCUAGUUAAAAUUAGUUAAAACUUCAGAGAUUUCUGGACAAAUACAGUAAGCUAAAACACUAGGUAUACAACACAUUUAAUACUUGCAGUGGUAAGUCAAACUCCAUACCUUAGGAAAUGAUUCAUGAUCUUUUGCCAAAAAUGAACAGUCUAGCUCAUACAUUACCAAUACUGAUGGUGUCUAAAAUCUCUUUUCCAACAUGAACAAAAACAAAUAAAUCACUCUAAGAUUAAAGAAUCCCUUAUAGAAUCAUUUAAUAGUAUCUGUAAUGCAGAAAAUGUAACUGAUGUUUUACUCAUUGCCACAAGUAAAGUAAGAAAGCUGUCAGUAUCCAUGCUCACUAUUCUGUUCAAAAAUAAAAUGUAUGUCUAGAAAUUUGCCACUAUAUUUUUUGUAUUGGAGGUGAAUAAUACAGAUUCUAAUAGUGUUUCUUGUCUGGGGCUA